UCAUCACAAUUUUAGUGCAUCUAUUUAUAAUUAGACUACGCAAAACUAUUUAUAAAUCGAAACACUUUUAGGAUUUAGUCAAUUCACCAGUAGUAGUAGAACAUGAACGCGAAAAACAGAAGCUGAAAUAUACGGCCGCGCUUUGUGUGCUUUUUUUGUUCGAAUUUAGACAGACUAACCCAAUAAUCCAGUCGAAAAUUCGAUUGGAAAUUCGGAUAGGGGUUACAACUCUGAAAGUUGGCAGAGUAAAUGUUGGAAAAGCCGGCCCUCCACGGGUGCACUUUCGAAAAAACGACUUUUAAUUAAAUUCACGUGAACGAAACUAUGUGUAAAGAGACGGGGAUGAUUGGAAAUUGGGCAUUUAAAACAACUGCCAUUGUCCCCCCUUGGAAUCGUUUGUGGACUUUUAUAGUUGGUCUUUGCAUCUGUACCAAUCUAUUUAACGUGGCAGCACAUGAAAUAGGACAUUCGCUGGGACUUUCUCAUUCCAAUGUGGAGGGCGCGCUCAUGUACCCCUGGUAUUCUGAGAUGAAGGAUGGAUUCGAGUAUGAACUGCCCGAUGAUGAUAAAUUGGCAAUACAAUCCUUGUAUGGAUUCCGAGGAGAUAGACAAUGGGGACGAAUUCCUCAAUACCAUCCUCCGCCUCAACCUCCCACUACAACUACGACAACUACUACGACUACGACCACUACCAGCCCUCCUCAAAGAGCUUAUCCGAGGAGUCGGUACAAUCCCAGGUAUCAUAAAGGAAGGCAUCCGACGUACAACAAACCGGAGAAGAACCCCUAUAAACCGAUGAACCCGGAGAAAAAGCCCCAUCAUAAUCAUGGCACUCAUGGAACUGAUAGGCUUUAUCCCAACGACAAACGUCCUUAUACAGGUCACCACAAUCCGCCAACGGAUCCUCCCUACAUCAAACCGACGAAACUGGUUCCAAAACAUUUCCACACGACGCAUAGACCGACUGAAAGGACCGCAACUUCUUCACCGAAGGAAUAUCCGAACGGUGAAACUCCGCCGGAUACUUGUGAUACUUCCUACGACGCAGUGGCUGUGAUAAGACGCGAACUUUUUAUAUUUAAAGAUAAGUACUUCUGGAGAAUUGGAGACAACGGUCAAGUGACUUCCGGCUAUCCGGCAGAGAUCAAUCGUCUGUUCCGAGGCUUUCCCAAGACCCUCACGCAUGUGGACGCAGUUUUCGAAAGGGCUGAUGGAAACAUCGUUUUCUUUGUUGACGAUAAGUUCUACUUGUUUUCGGGAGUCAGUUUGGUGCCCGGGUACCCAAAGCCUCUUACCGAACUAGGUUUACCUAACAAUUUGAAGAAAAUUGACGGGGCGAUGGUUUGGGGCCAUAAUGGAAACACUUAUUUCUUUAGCGGGAAAGACUACUGGAAGUUUGAUGAUAACGAACAAGAAGUAGAGAAGGAUUAUCCGAGAAAAAUUCACCCAAUGUGGAAAGGAGUCGGGACAGACAUUGAUGCGGUCUUUCAAUGGAAGGAUGGUAAAACCUACUUUUUCAAAGACAAGGGAUUCUGGAAAUUCAACGAUAUCCGCAUGAGAGUCGAUCAUUACGAGCAGAAGCUGUCGGCACCCGUUUGGAUGGGUUGCAAACACAACUUCGAACAGAACGACCUCAACCAGAAACUUCCCUACACCGAUAGAUCGGGAGGAUCAGCCCUGAGCUCAGUUAACCAAUUGCCGUUCAUUUCCUUUGUAGGAUUGCUGUUAGCGAUCGUUCAUUUAUUAUAGGAUACAGUUUGAGGUGAAAUUGAUUGUGAUAAAGCAAAAAUUGGGUAUUUUUGUAAGUAGGUAUGUAAGUCUGUUUUUGUUUGCAGAAAAACUGUUUUUUUGUUUCCCGAAACAGUGAAAUGUCAUUUAAAGACCAAUAAAAUUAAUUAAUUUAGUGCCAAAUACUCAAUUUAAAAAGUCUCGAACCGCUCAUAUAAGUAGCAAACUUUUCAGCCUCGAUUAAUUAAAUCUAUUUGUAGUUAUGCAUUUUCCUGUAAAAUUAGGCCGCUGUGCAAUAACGAAAAUCGUCCGAUUUGAUUUGAAACAAUUGGUUUAAUUGCCAUUUUCAUACACAUUAACUUACUACGCUUUAGAACUGCACUGAUGGGCAAACAGGUUCAACCAUUUAAAAUCUCAUUUUGCAUGUAAACAACGCAUGCCUAUCAGUGUACUAGAUAUCAUUUUUUUUAAGUUAUCAUAGGGAAACUGACGAAAAUUAAAACCUACUAAGUCAUUAAGACUGAGCCAGAAAUAAUACUAACAAGCAAUUGACCUGCUUUUCACUGCCUUUUAAUUAGCAAUCGCAUCAAAAAUACGUUUGUGAUACUCGCGAUCGCAAAUGAAUCUACCAUCAUGUUCUAUGAUUUUUAAACUUUAGGCGUUUAAUUUCUGUGAUAUUUUUUAUAACCAUUUUUUAAAACUUGUAUACUUAGCCUGUAGUCAUGCGUAUCACGAGAUUUAUUUACUGCAUUUGUAAUAUUAAUUUCACCGAUUAACUCUGAAGAUACACUGUAUUGGAAAUGUCCUGCUUAGGAUAUUUUAGUUUUGGGGUAAAUUUCUAAUUGAGCCAAUCAGCCAAACAAUCUGGCUUUACAUGAUUAUCAGAAUAAAUACCAUUUCAAUUUGUAAUUUAAGAACGUUUUAGUUCUUGUACAGAAUAACUAUAUUAGAAUUAGCCUUCGCCACUGCUGGUGAGUAUUGUAAAACCUACAAGGUUUAUAAAUAGAGCAAACUUUCUGAAUUUAGUGCCCAUCAAGUUACCGAAAGUAAUUAGCUGCACUAACAAUUCCUGGUGAUUUUGUGGACUUUUGAAGGGCACUUUGUAUGUAUAUACGAAACCACAUAUUAGAAUAUAACAUAUUUAUAAAAUCCUAUUCAUUAAAAAAUAAUUUUUUAAU
This is a messenger RNA of Dendroctonus ponderosae (mountain pine beetle), 2906 nucleotides long. RefSeq names its product matrix metalloproteinase-2-like. The record is from RefSeq and is a predicted model, not a curated record. Gene Ontology annotation, molecular function: metalloendopeptidase activity; zinc ion binding. Bases 325 to 1749 code for a protein of 474 amino acids. Gene Ontology annotation, cellular component: extracellular matrix. The transcript has 8 exons. Lineage: Eukaryota; Metazoa; Arthropoda; Insecta; Coleoptera; Curculionidae. Gene Ontology annotation, biological process: collagen catabolic process; extracellular matrix organization; proteolysis.